CAGUGUGAAGUCUAAAUUUAGGGAGGCACCCCAACAGCAAAUGACGCAAGGAGGCUAAACUGGACGGUGUGCUGGUCUCUGCGUGUCAAUGGUCGCGGGACUCGAGGCCAUGGAGACGCUGCCUACAACUUUGCUGUUGUUGAUGACAUGGGGCGUAUUUUUAGACCUUGUUGUCAUGUUUCCGUAACAGCCCGGCCGCGGCGUUCAGUAUAAAGGACUCUUUCAAAAUGCAGCUGUACAACAGUGUGCUGACACACUACCCGAGGUCGUCUCGCAAAGUUACAGUGACUUUAUCGACCGGAUCCGAGCGUCUGAACGGGACUGUGCCGAGUCCCUCCGAGGCUGACAGGAAAGCAGGAUUCCCACAGGCAGACGCAACUCCAGCCACCAACGCUGAUCCGGUGAGAGAGACCGCUCCUUCCGCAAACAUGCCUGCCUUUUCAUGCUACGAAGCCUCCUCUAUGAGGCCAAUCUACUUCACGUCCACCGCUGAGAUAUUAAUCCGCAGACCUGAUGGGGUGGAGAGGUCUGUGCCUGUCCACAUCAUGAGGGAGUCCAAGACCAAAGCGCCCUCCCCCGACGCACGCGACGGGGAAAGUUUCCUCUGUAGUGACUGUGACUCUGAUGUGAUUGUGGACUUGAUAGAUCGUUUGAGGAAUGGGACAGAUGAGCUGUUUGCUGACUGUCCGAAGCUGGUUGGAGAUCAGCUCUGCAGCAGCAACAACAUCUGUAGGCCCAGAGUAGAAGACAAGAGGGCGGCUGCGGAUUCAAGUGAGGAUGAGGCCGUUCCAGUGACUAAUGCUGCCUUCACACGCAAUGGAUGGGCCUCGUUACGCGAAGAGGAGCUGGUCCCCUCCAGGGCAGCUCAGCCCGAAGACCUCAGAAAGGAGGAUCUGAGUGAUCCCAGCAGUGGCCAGGCCGCUCCAGGAUCAGAUGAGAGACGGGCCUUUGAGCUCAGCGUUCUGCAGGAGGCGCCCCCGCGGAGAUGCCAAGAGAGGGAGGACGUCAACGAUAAGGUGGCCCGGUACCUGGCUGAGGUGGAGAAACAAAACAAGUACCUGCAGGAGAGGCACAAGUACAGGUACCACAUCAUUCCAGACGGGAACUGCCUGUACAGAGCUGUGUGCAAGGCCACGUACGGGGACCAGGCGAGGCACGGGGAGCUGAGGGAGCAGACGGUGCACCACAUCGCCGACCACCUGGACGAGUUCAACCCCAUCAUCGAAGGGGAUGUGGGGGAGUUCCUGAUCAACGCGGCGCAGGACGGCACCUGGGCGGGAUACCCCGAGCUCCUUGCCAUGAGCCAGAUGCUCAACGUCAACAUCCACCUGACAACAGGCGGGAGCCUGGAGAGCCCCACCGUCUCCACCAUGGUGCACUAUCUUGGGGAGGAGGAUGCGUCCAAGCCGGCCAUCUGGAUGAGUUGGCUCAGCAACGGCCACUACGACGUCCUCCUAGACAAGCGCCUUCCCAACCCGGAGUACGAGGACUGGUGCAGGCACUCGCAGAUGCAGAGGAAACGGGACGAGGAGCUGGCUAAGUCCAUGGCGGCCUCACUGUCCAAAAUGUACAUUGAGCAAAACGGAUGCGCGUGAAAGUAGGACUGUAUGGACGAGGACGCACACUGAUGCAACGCAGCGCAGAACCACCGAGUCUGCUUGGUUUCUACAUGCUUGAAAUUAUUUUUUUUAUAAGAUUUAUAUCUUGAGAGAAAGGACGUGCAGUGCACAUACUUUGGUUUUUGUACAUGCCAGCGAUGCCAAAUUAGUGGCGGUGGUCUCUGAGAGUGUUUGAACGUGUGUGAGCUUGUUCUUCUGGAUAGUUUGGGUUAUGGUCCUUCAAUGCUGUUCACUUACUGUACAUGGCAGCACUUUCGAGCAUGCAGUAUUUAUUUCCCUUUUACUGCCAGACCAGUUAUUUUUCUACCAUGUUUGUGCUUCAUAGGCCAAUUACAAAGGAUCUUGGUUUGGUGUUUUUCAUUGUGUAAUAUCUGUACAGCUGCUCUCUUUUGCACAAAGGUCCUAUCAGAGGAGUCCAGAGAGUUUGAUUUGUGUCUCAGAACAAUCUUUUUCUAUUAUUCCAGUUCUUUGUAGGCUUUGGACAAAAUAUUUCAAAAUAAAGUUCUGAAGAAACCGGA
Molecule: messenger RNA, 2137 nt
Organism: Chelmon rostratus (copperband butterflyfish)
Lineage: Eukaryota; Metazoa; Chordata; Actinopteri; Chaetodontiformes; Chaetodontidae
Product: OTU domain-containing protein 1
Exons: 1
Coding region: 228-1595 (455 amino acids)
Biological process (GO): protein deubiquitination
Molecular function (GO): cysteine-type deubiquitinase activity
Source: RefSeq, a predicted model, not a curated record